AUGGACACCCCGCUGGUCGCGCUGAUCGUCGUCGCCGGGACCUCACUCGCCGUAGCGGUGCCCUGCCUCCUCCUCGCCUUCCUCUGCCGCCGCCACAGCAGCAGCAAGAGCCAGCUGAAGCCCCGCUGCUGCUUGGCGGCGGCGUCAACGCUCCGGGUCUCCGCGCCCGCCGGGACGACGCCAGCAGACUGCCCGUCGUGGUCCUUUUACGGCACGGCCGCGGACGCCUCGCUGCUGAAGCUCUCCCUCGCCGACCUCGCCGCCGCCACCGGCGGCUUCUCCCCGGACAACAUCAUCGGGGACGGCAGCUUCGGGUUCGUCUACCGCGCCGUGCUCCCCGACGGCGCCGCGGUCGCCGUGAAGCGCCUCUCCGGCGACGGCGACGCGGGCGCCGGCAACCGCGAGUUCCGCGCCGAGCUGGAAGUGCUGGGCAGCCUGAGCCACCCGAACCUCGCGCGCCUGCUGGGCUACUGCGCCGCCGGCCGCGACCGCAUCCUCGUGUACGAGCUCCUGGAGCGCGGCAGCCUCGACGCCUGGCUCCACGGUGGCGACGCCGUGGACGGCGGCGGCACCAAGACGCUCCCCUGGUCCGCGCGGCUCUGCGUCGCGCGAGGCGUGGCCGCCGCGCUCGAUUUCCUCCACCAUGGCCGGCGCCCGCCCGUGCUCCACCGCGACAUCAAGUCCAGCAACGUCCUCCUCGGCGAAGGCUUCGAGGCCAAGCUCGCCGACUUCGGCCUCGCCAGGAUCGUCAGAGGAAGCCCUGCCAAAUCACACGUCAGCACGCAAGCCGCCGGCACCGCCGGGUACGUGGCACCGGAGAUAUGGGACGGUGUGGGCGCGACUGCGAAGGCAGACGUGUACAGCUUCGGCGUGCUGGUGAUCGAGUUAGUAACAGGGCUCCGGCCAAGUUGGCCGAUGAAGGCCAGCAUGGGCGACAAGGAGGUGAAUCUGGUGGAUUGGGCAAGGGAUAAGAUAGGUGCCGGACUGGCGUCGGAGAUCCUGGACCGUCGGAUGGGCAUCCCAGCUCAAGGGAAGGAGAUGGAGGAGGCCAAGGGGCUCUUGGAGAUUGCACGCAGGUGUAUCGACAGUGCUGCCAAGAACAGGCCCACCAUGGAGGAGGCUGUGGCCAUGCUCAGCAAGAUUUGA
Miscanthus lutarioriparius is the source of this 1146-nucleotide messenger RNA. Lineage: Eukaryota; Viridiplantae; Streptophyta; Magnoliopsida; Poales; Poaceae. The record is from the annotation of a GenBank genome assembly.